AUGGAACCGUCUUCAGUGCAGAUCACUCCUUCCGUUGAAGAAGAUGAGUGGGACACUGAUGGAUUCGUGAUUCCAAGCUUGGGAAUAGGAGACUCUGAUCAAAAUAAAGUUGAUGCCUUUGAAGUAGAAGAUUCAAAAUCUACUUCGCUGAAGGCUGGAAAAGAAGAGAACAUAUACCUGGGACCCCACGGAGCUCCUCCUUCACAAUCGAAACAACAAGAGCUUAAUUCUUCUGGCCGUAAGCAGAAAUUCAAGCAGAAACUGAAGGAAGCAGAUCGGAGAUAUAGUGGAACUGGACGGGAGAACAAGGUAGAGAAUCUGAGGGAGCUCGUUGGUUCUGGAAAAAUGUCUGCCAACAAGUCAAAGAGUUCCGCCAAGGAUUGGCUAGACCCACAUUGCCACGAAUCUCAGUUUGAGAGGCGACAUCUUUAG
This is a messenger RNA of Ilex paraguariensis (yerba mate), 432 nucleotides long. The record is from the annotation of a GenBank genome assembly. Lineage: Eukaryota; Viridiplantae; Streptophyta; Magnoliopsida; Aquifoliales; Aquifoliaceae.